Coffea arabica (coffee) is the source of this 441-nucleotide messenger RNA. RefSeq lists its product as uncharacterized. Lineage: Eukaryota; Viridiplantae; Streptophyta; Magnoliopsida; Gentianales; Rubiaceae. The record is from RefSeq and is a predicted model, not a curated record.
AUGUCCCCUUAUUGUUUGGUAUUUGGGAAGCCAUGCCACCUCUCCGUCGAGUUCGAACAUAGAGCAUUUUGGGUGGUCAAGCAAUGCAAUAUGGAUAUCGAAGAGGGCGGAAUUCAAAGGAAGUUACAGUUACAAGAAUUGGAGGAGAUUCGCAAUGAAGCCUACGAGAAUGCUGUGAUUUAUAAGGAGAAUAAUAAGAUAUUUCAUGACCAGCAGGUUUCUAGGAAGACGUUUGAAUGUGGUCAAAAAGUUCUACUGUACCACUCGAAAUUGAAAUUAUUUCCAGAUAAGUUACGUUCUCGUUGGAUCGGUCUCUUCGUUGUAACUAAUGUCUUUGAUUAUGGUGCAGUGGAGAUCCAGAAUAUAAGGACGGAGAAGAAAUUUGUGGUGAAUGGUCAUCGUCUCAAGCCGUAUUAUGAUGGGCUCCAGUUGAACGGGUAG